Otolemur garnettii (small-eared galago) is the source of this 656-nucleotide messenger RNA. Its product is annotated as intron-binding protein aquarius-like. NCBI's taxonomy places the organism in Eukaryota, Metazoa, Chordata, Mammalia, Primates, Galagidae. The coding region runs from base 22 to 627 and encodes 201 amino acids. The record is from RefSeq and is a predicted model, not a curated record. The transcript has 7 exons.
AGGUUUGCUAUUAGAAAGAUAAUGCUGUUGGAAUUUAGCCAGUAUCUUGAAAAUUAUCUCUGGAUGAAUUAUUCUCCAGAGGUGUCCAGCAAAGCCUACUUAAUGUCGAUCUGCUGUAUGGUGAAUGAGAAGUUCAGAGAAAAUGUCCCUGCUUGGGAGACUUUCAAGAAGAAGCCAGACCACUUCCCAUUCUUUUUUAAACACAUCUUGAAAGCAGCAUUAGCUGAAACUGAUGGUGAAUUCUCACUCCAUGAACAGACAGUUCUACUGCUUUUUCUUGAUCAUUGCUUCAAUAGUUUGGAAGUAGACUUGAUACGGAGUCAAGUCCAGCAGCUUAUCUCCCUUCCAAUGUGGAUGGGCUUACAGCCUGCACGAUUGGAAUUAGAAUUAAAAAAGACGCCUAAGCUAAGAAAAUUCUGGAACUUGAUUAAAAAGAAUGAUGAAAAGAUGGAUCCAGGAGCAAGGGAACAAGCCUAUCAAGAAAGACGGUUUCUUUCACAACUCAUCCAGAAGUUUAUCUCUGUGCUGAAAUCAGUACCACUUUCUGAACCUGUCACCAUGGACAAAGUUCAUUACUGUGAAAGAUUCAUUGAACUUAUGAUUGAUCUAGAGGUGAGAACACUAUAGUGACUUUCCUGCUAUAUAAUCAUUAAGGG